This is a messenger RNA of Protopterus annectens (West African lungfish), 537 nucleotides long. It is a transcript of the gene COPS9, whose product is annotated as COP9 signalosome subunit 9. The transcript has 3 exons. The record is from RefSeq and is a predicted model, not a curated record. Bases 113 to 286 code for a protein of 57 amino acids. Gene Ontology annotation, biological process: negative regulation of protein neddylation. Lineage: Eukaryota; Metazoa; Chordata; Ceratodontiformes; Protopteridae.
GACACUCUAGGCAUUGCACCGGAAGUUGUUUAUAGGAAAACAAAAACAUUGUCUAUCGUGGAUUAUAACAUUUCAGAAAUUUGGCAGAUUUUUCCGUUAUUGUGGCUUAAUUAUGAAGCCUGCUGUAGAUGAAAUGUUUCCUGAAGGUGCAGGACCAUACGUGGAUCUGGAUGAGGCAGGCGGAAGCAGUGGACUCCUGAUGGACUUGGCAGCAAAUGAGAAGGCUGUGCAUUCAGAUUUCUUCAAUGAUUUUGAAGAUCUUUUUGAUGAUGACGAUAUUCAGUGAACUGUGAUGCAUUUCAACUGCCUUUCUUUGUUGUGCUUCUACUCUGUUGAGGACUUAAACGUUUAUAAGCUAGCUGCUAUCUGGUCUCCUUCCAAGAAGAUGAUCACCAUCUAGAAAGCUGUGAAAGAGUUGAUGCUGAAACAUUUAAAUGGCUGUAAGGUGAAAUUAUACAAGUGGUUAAAACCAUGGUAUGGAACAAUCUUGCAUACAAGGUGCACAAUAUUUUUUGUCAAUAAAAUAAAUUUAAUGUC